AUGCACCCAGACUCUCAGCUCCAAGAUGCAGUUACCAAGGGUUUCGAUCCCAAACUCUUGUACGACCCUAAUCUGGAUCAUGUCGACGAGCCCGUCCGAUCGAUCCUUGAGGAGUAUAGCAAUAUCCCCGCGGACAAGAUCUUAGAACACGUUCGUCAACUGAGAGAUCGAGCAUUCGCCAUCUUCCCCUAUGCCUGCGUCGGAAAGUUUUCCUUUCUCCAGCUGAGCAUCGCAUCUUCGCCCGCGUACCCUGAGAUUCUCCGCCGGGUCAAAGCAGGAGACAAAUUGUUGGAUCUUGGAUGUGCGUUUGGGCAGGAACUUCGCCGCUUGAUCUACGACGGUGCACCCUAUUCAAAUCUCUAUGGAAGUGACCUCCGUCCUGAAUUCCUUGAGCUUGGCUGUGACCUGUUCCUUGACCAUGACAAGAUGAAGGAACAACUCAUCGGCGCCGAUAUCCUAGACGAAAACUCCAAUCUGAUGGGACGGCUCAUGGGGCAACUUGACAUUGUCUACAUCUCUUUGUUUCUCCACGUGUUUGACUGGGAGAAGCAGGUUGAAGUGGCUAAGCGUGUACUCGACCUGCUUGCUGCGAAGCCAGGGUCAAUGAUCGUGUGUCGCAUCAUGGCAUGUCGGGACCAGACCCUGGUAAAUGCCACACUGGCCCGCAUGCCAUACUACUAUCAUGAUUUGGCGAGUUGGAACCGCCUGUGGGAGAGGAUUAAGAGUGAUACAGGCUUACAACUUGAUGUGGAAAGUUGGGAACAGCCGGAUGAGUUGGCGGCAAAGCAUCCUGUCGAGGGAGUCUAUGUUCUUGGUUCCUCUGUUAGACGAACUUAA
This is a messenger RNA of Penicillium antarcticum, 837 nucleotides long. RefSeq lists its product as uncharacterized. The transcript is spliced from 4 exons. Bases 1 to 837 code for a protein of 278 amino acids. NCBI's taxonomy places the organism in Eukaryota, Fungi, Ascomycota, Eurotiomycetes, Eurotiales, Aspergillaceae. The record is from RefSeq and is a predicted model, not a curated record.